Aspergillus terreus NIH2624 is the source of this 825-nucleotide messenger RNA. RefSeq lists its product as uncharacterized. The transcript has 3 exons. The record is from RefSeq and is a predicted model, not a curated record. The coding region runs from base 1 to 825 and encodes 274 amino acids. Lineage: Eukaryota; Fungi; Ascomycota; Eurotiomycetes; Eurotiales; Aspergillaceae.
AUGUUUUGCCCAACGACUCUGCAAAAUCUCUGUGACCAACAAACAACAAUCAAUGAGUCGGUCUCUUCGAACAAAGCGAGUUGUCCUCUAAGCCAAGGAAAACGUACUUGGCAGGAUGCGAGCGAGAUAUCUCCAACCUACGAAACGAUUUCGCUAUUUAGGAAAAGUUUUACAUUCUGCAAUCGCUUCAUUAAGAAAGCUAUUCAUGUGAAUUUCAGCUUGAUUCGAGGGGCAGGAGGACUCGCGAUUAGCCCUAUACUCACCAUACAAACGGUUGUUUCAGCAGACUCUCCAGUUUACCGGCUUAUAGCCGAGAAAAAAAGAGAGAUAGAGGAAGGGAGAGUCGACGGUGUCGUUUACUUCGAUGACUACCCGAACCAACUGGAGAACCUGUUUCGAGGAGGUUCGAGACCCUCUGAGAUUCUGCCUGAUGGAACAUCUAUUCUACAUGCCCUUGUCGAAAAUGCUCAGUACGGAUCUGCAACUCUCUUUGGCGCCUUUUUAAAGCACCUUCUGGAUAAAUACACGUUUCCUGUCAAUGUCCAAGGGCAACAGGGCACAGUGUUAGAUAUGAUCAUCGGUUCAUCUAUUAUUGCUUUUGAUCUCCACCCCACAGAAGACCAUCUGAUUGAAUGGUCAAACAUAUUUUUCCAUCUAUCUUCCAAGGGGGCCAUGACUUCCCCACGGUCACAGAAAUCCAUCCAACGCCGUACGUUUUGUCUUGGAUCAUCGGGAGUUGGAGAGCACAGUGACUUCAACAAGCUCAUCCCAGUCCUUUUGAAACGGGGCAGUAUUGAAGCUUGGUGCAGAAUUCUAUCUUUCUGA